Molecule: messenger RNA, 1296 nt
Organism: Chaetomium globosum CBS 148.51
Lineage: Eukaryota; Fungi; Ascomycota; Sordariomycetes; Sordariales; Chaetomiaceae
Exons: 2
Coding region: 1-1296 (431 amino acids)
Biological process (GO): endocytosis; plasma membrane tubulation; actin cortical patch localization
Cellular component (GO): Rvs161p-Rvs167p complex; medial cortex; mating projection tip
Molecular function (GO): protein binding; lipid binding
Source: RefSeq, a predicted model, not a curated record
AUGAGUUUUAAGGGUCUACAGAAGGGGUUGGCUCGCGCACCCCAACAAUUCAAGGUGAAAUUCAACAUUGGCGAGCACACUAAGGAUGCCGUCUACAUCGACUCGGAGCGCCGGUUCGACGAGCUCGAGACCGAGACAAAGCGGUUGCACGAUGAGAGUCGAAAGUACUUUGACGCCAUCAACGGCAUGCUCGCGCACCAGAUCGCCUUCUCCCAAGCUAUGACCGAGAUCUACAAGCCGAUUAGCGGCCGGAUGUCGGAUCCCGACUCGCUCGUGGUGCACGGGAACCCCGAGGGGAUCCGGGCGUGCGAGGAGUAUGAGGCCGUGGUUAAGGACCUGCAGGAGACGCUGGCGCCGGAACUCGAGAUGAUCGAGAGCAGGGUGAUCCGGCCGGCCGACGAGCUUCUCGACGUGAUCAAGGUGAUCCGCAAGACGGCCAUAAAGCGCGAGCACAAGAAGCUCGACUACGACCGCCGCCGCGCCACGCUCAAGAAGCUCCAGGAAAAGAAGGACAAGACGGCUAAGGACGAGAAAGCCACUUGGAAGGCCGAGAACGAAUUGGAGGAGUCGACCCAGGAAUUCAACUACUUCAACGACCUUCUCAAAGAAGAGUUGCCCAAGUUGUUCGCUUUGGAACGCGAGUUUAUCCAACCGCUGUUCCAGUCCUUCUACUACAUGCAACUCAACAUCUUCUACACCCUCCACGAGCGCAUGCAGCAAGUAGAUAUCGGCUACUUUGACCUGACGCUCGACGUAGAGGAGGCCUUCCUAAAGAAGCGCGGCGACGUGCAGGAACGUGCCGAGGCGCUCUCCAUCGUCAAGUUCAAGACCAGCGGCCAGAAGCGCCCGCCCAAGUACGGCCCGAAGCCGCGCCUCGAGGGCCCCAAAACAGCCGGCCUUCUCACCGCGGGACCAUCCCCCGCCCUCCCCCACCGGCACCCCCGAACUCGAACCCGCCCCCUCCGCCGGCACCGCCGCCGCCGCCCUCCCCGUACCCACGACCUCCGCCCCAGCCGCGCGCGCAAAAUCCCCCGUCCCCUCCGCGCUCCGCCCCUCCUGGCAACCCCGCCAAAGCGAAACCUCGGAGCACCCGCCGCCGCCGUACUCGCCGGGCCCCGUGUCCCCCGCGCUGGCCGCCGCUGCCGCCGCCAAGUCCAAGCCGCCGCCGCCCAAGCCCAAGCCGAGCCGGCUGUCGGCGACGCCCGCCGCGCCCAAGGUCGAGACGGUUACGGCCCUGUACGACUACGCGGCGCAAGCCGAGGGGGAUUUGAGUUUCCGCGCGGGCGACAUCAUUGA